Messenger RNA from Neohortaea acidophila, 3280 nucleotides. RefSeq names its product T-complex protein 11-domain-containing protein. The coding region runs from base 115 to 3102 and encodes 995 amino acids. The record is from RefSeq and is a predicted model, not a curated record. The transcript has a single exon. NCBI's taxonomy places the organism in Eukaryota, Fungi, Ascomycota, Dothideomycetes, Mycosphaerellales, Teratosphaeriaceae.
CACCAGCCUCCCACUUUCCUGACAACACCCCACCUACACCCCUCGGUCACACGACCUUAUCAUUCCUCGUGCCUGCUCCUCUCUCCUCUCCUCACCCUGAGUGGAAAUGCAGCCAUGGGUGUCCCCAACGCCGAUACAGAACCCCUCCCUUCGCCUCACGGGGACGAGGGCGCCGCAUUCCCUCCCCCGGAUACCACCAACCCCACCGACCCUCUAAUCGACGCAGACGAGAACAGCGACAUGUUCGACGCACCUCAAGACCCACCGCCCCAUCUCAUCGCCCGCUUCUACCGCAACCGCCCCAGCGCGCGUCGGAAGUCCUCAGCAACCUCGUCCCGCCGCAACUCCCUCUCCUCCGUCCACUCUCGCAGCUCUUCUGUCCAAUCUCGCCGACAUGGCAGUCUCUCAGGCUGCCAGAGCAACUACAUCGCCCAACAUCUGCGUCGCGCCUCCAUUAUUGAAUCCAGGCGUGCGCGUCUUGCUGACCGCGCUGCCCAUGCUGAACAAGUGCGCUUGCGCGCGGCGCUCGCCAAAGCCGCUCCACGAGGCAGUAUCACCAAUAGCGAGGAGAGGGCGCUCGCCGCUCAGCUUGCCAAGGAAAAAUACCUCGCUAAAGUCGCGGCGGCAUGUGCGGAGGAAGUUGCUCGCGCAAAGCGCAUUGCCGAGGAGGUGAAGGAGAGAAAGCUGGCGGAGGAGGUGCGCGCGCGACUAGAGAUGGAGGAGAGACACGCGGAGGUGGAAAGGAGGCGCGCCGAGUACCAGCGGAAUCUUCAGGCGAGACGUGCGCGGCGCGCGGACAGUGCGGAGAAGAAGCUGGGAACGGUGGAGGAGGUUGCGGAUGUUGAUGAAGAGGCUGUGGACGAUCGGACGGGCUUGAAGGGAUCAUUGAAGGCUAAGCAGCUGAGUGAGGUGGAGGCUGCAAGGCGAAUCCGACGUGCAUGGACGUUGUACAGGAGGCAGAAGACUGUGGCGGCGUACACGCAGCUCAAUCUGCUGCAUCGAUCUUCCCACGACACCUUUGAGGACAUGACAAAGUUGGUUGCCGACGAGAGUACCAUCUCGGCCACCACCGGCGUUCUCAUGCUGUUGGGUCUACAGGACAACGACGACACUGCUGCGCUCAACACUCGGACGUUCUUGAGCGCCUUCAUGAUCACAGGCCAUCCUGUCGCUGUCAUGAACACCACAAAGGGCGCCCAAGAGCAAGAUCUCAUCCAGAAGGCAACGGAUCUGAUCACCAAUUACGAAGCAUGCGUCUCGCGCUUGGCGCGCUGGAACCAUUUCACCCCCAACGCAACCCAACUCGAGCAGCUCUCGCAAGCCUACUCUGCAUAUACCUCCACCUUCGCCGCUUGGAGACUACAAGACUCCUCCGUGCUCAUUGAGGGCAUGGUGGACUCAUUCGUGGAACUCGAUGCCAUUUGGCAAACGGUAAAAGACGACAGCCGGGGCGAAGUCGCCAGCGAUUAUCGAGAAGGCAUUCGCGACAACCAAGUGAUGCUGCUCUCUCGGAUCCGGAAAUUGGCGGGUCCUGACCGCGCAGACUUUUUGAUCAAGAAGGCUAUUCGUGAGAGCAGAAGGAAGCGGCCGAAGAAACGUCCUGCUGCGGAGGUUCGACCGCGGGUGCUGGAGUCUGUGCAGCCUGAAAGCUCUGUCGCUGCUCAGCCGUCUCUAGACUCCGAUGAUGAAUCGGCGGUGGACGAAGUCUCUCCGGCAGCGCUGGUUCCUGCAUACCCGCCCAGCAACGAGGAGCUGGCGGAUUUGUUCACUGCCAUGCCAAGCAACCGGGUCCUGACCCACGAAUUGGCCAUCGAUAAGGAGUAUCGCCUAGAAGACUCGCAGUCUGACUUACGGGAUCAGCUGUAUCGAUCGAUUUGCGAGAACAUGAAGCGAGCGUUUGAAGCAGGCGACGGCGUGUUAUGGACCGUCUCCGCCGCCGAGAAUAUCCGGGAGAAGCUCCUGAGGAUGCUCACGCCCGGGAACUCGAUGCAUACGCUGAUUUCCGACACUCUGGACCUGGAGUCGAUCCGUCGACAAUGCCGGCAGGGCGUCUUUUCGUACACUGGAUUCUUCGAAUUCAUGGGCAGUGUGCUGCCGAAGCUAUGCGCGCCGUAUCGAGAUGCCGAGAUGAAGGCUCUGACUGACGAGCUGAAUGCCGGGGAGAAUGGAUUGGACGAGAUGACGGGCAAGCUGUUCAAGAUCCUGCGUAUGGUGGACAAGUUGUCGCUCGACUACACCAAUUUCAUGAUCAUGAACGCUUCCGCCACGCUCAUCCGCGAGGCGCCGGGUUAUGAGCAGCGCAUGUUUGCCAAGGACCUGGAAGCCGGCGUGAUCACUUUGGCGAAGACGGAACAGCUUUGGCGCACAGCAUACGCACAGCUCGCCUUGCAAGCCGAUCGCAGAGAUCCAGAAGGCGUGCGGAAUGCUUCUGACCGGCCCUCGGCGCAGAAAGUGUAUGCCCACGUGCUGCUUACAUUGGCCACCGAGCACGGCGAGCUACAGCCAGAUCUUGUGCCCGAGACGCUGAUGCUUGACCUUCGCCGGCUGCAGAAUAUGCGGCAGCAAGCCCUCCGCAUCACAGUCAUCGGCGCCAUCCUACUAACAGCCAAGAACCUCCUCAAACGCGACUCGCGCAGUCUCUGGAAAAACGAGGCAAGCCGCCUAUGGCACCUCCUCUCCAACGAGCCCUACGCCCUUCCCUCCAACGCCGACAACACCACCACCACCCCCGCGCAAAAAGCCUUCAGCAUCCUCGAAACAGCCCACAACAUGCCCCCCGCAACCAAACACCAACUCUCCGGCACAAUCGCCCGCUUCUUCGCUCAAGCCGCCGGUGCCCGCCUCACGGACCCCGUCCUCAAAGUCCUGUCUCAGCGUUUGAGGACGCACGUGGCCACCCGCCUGUCGGCUUCGACGUCUAGUGAGCGCGUGCGGGCUGCGUCAUCCGCAUCGGAGGCGCUGGCGAGUUGUGGGAUGCCCGAAUUUACGGCGCAGGUGGGGGGGAUUGUGGAGGUUUUGGGCAGGGUUGGGGAGGUGGAUUGGAGGGGACAUGGAGGGUGGUAUGAGGGAGUUUAUGAGAAGGUCAUUGAGGAGAGGGUUUGAUCGCAUUCUUUUGAGAGGUGUGGAUUACAUUCUGAUGUUUUUGGGACGGAGGUUGGGGUGUGCAUUGCUAAGAGAGGGCUUGUCCCCAUUUCGUACUAAUGUAUUUGUUAUCCAUCUUUUGUUUGGCACUGCUACAAGUCGUUUCCGCACAUUGCAUUCUCCAAACCAUGAUUCACAG